UGGUGGGGGUGGCUACGCAACAAGCAGUAUGGAUGAUUUCAGUAGCUACAUACUAAUCAUCAGACCGACCGUGUCUGAGAACAGGGACAAUAUUCCGGUAGGCAACAGCUUCACCAUGUAUGAAUAUAACAAUUUCUUAGUUUUUUUUUUCUUUGGUAAAAAAUAUUGUUCCAGUGGAGAAUAAUAUGUCUAUUUAUUAGAUAGAUAGAUAGAUAAGAGAAAGUAAGGACUGGACGGAGGUAUUGCCUCUCCGGUUAUGGAAAUGUUUUCCUGCUGCCACAAGUGAUCGUGUUUCUCUGAUUCUACUGACAGAGGUCUGGAAUGCCAAAAAAACAGGGUCACUUUGGGGAGUGGGCUGCCCGGCGCACCUCAAAGACUGCCAAGAGUAACAGUGCCACCCUGCGGGCAUCCCAGGGUGGCACCCACAGGGAACAAUCUGGAAUGGGUGACAUGAGCAACCACAUGCUGCGCUAUGACUCAGAGAAGGACUCCGAAAAAGACUCAGGAUACUCAGAGGCUGGUUCAGACUCUGUACAGACUGAUGUAGACGACCAGCGCAGCAGUGUGAGCAAACCUCACAGGGAAAGCAGCAAAAGCUUGAACAACAACACCAGUGUGAAUACUGCAGCCCACAAUAUGCCUCCUUAUGAGGAGCUUACCCCCUGUUACGUCAUCAAAAACCUGGUGGUUAAGCCGUCUAGACCGGAGGAGCUUCUGCAUGGCCCCCUGGCGUGGGGUGGAGGUUGGCACAGCCUUACCAAUGCUAAAGCGCCCAGCCAGCUCUUACUGAUCCAACAGCCAACAAUACCUGCUACUUUCUCCUCUACCUCGACUCAUUCAUCCAGUCUAGCUGCACCACAAGUUCAAGUAAAGAGAGGACACAGCCGCAGCAACCAGAACCACAGCAGCAAGGACUCAUACCUGCCCAUCCUGAAUUCUUACCCUCGCAUCGCCCCCCAUCCUAGGAAGGAGAGCCAUGAGGGCAAGGGUGCCACAAGGGUGGAGGGGGUUAAGAGUGUCAGUGAAGGCCAAAGCCAGAGCAAGAGAGUGUGCAUUGAGGAAGAGAACAUUGAGGAAGAGAAGAGAGAGGCUGUACCUACCACUAGUCGCCUCCUGAAGCACCAGAAGCAUCAGAAUGAGGGUAGGGUCCAUCCCAACUGCCAGUAUAAAGUCGGAGGAGGGCACAGCUCUUUCCCCAUUUCAUCUCACUGCCUGCUGCCCAGCCACGCCUCCUCAACCACCCAGCACAUGGCCCACCAAUGCCAACAAAGCUUGGGCUCUGACAGCACAGGCUCACCCUCCGUCUCACCACCUUCUUCCUCCAACUCCCCCCCAACCUUCUCUCCUCCCUCUUCAUCUCCCUCUUCCUCCACGGCUCACAGCCCAUAUCAACUGGCUCCAGACAGCUCACCCACACACCAUCGACGUUUCCUCAACACAGCUGAGAUCUUGAACCAGUCAGGCCUGCUGGCCAUCACACUACGCACCAAGGAGCUGCUGAAGCAGAAUGCUGCCACCGAGAGAGAAAUUGCCCAGCUUCAUCAGCACACUCAUUUCCUGUGCCAGGUAGCCCAGGCCAGCCAGAACGGGUGCAACAAAGGCUCAGAUAGCCUUGACAAAGUCCUCCUGGCCAUGACUAAGUCAGGCUGCUACCCAAACUUAGACUUAAAUCAACUGAAAGUGCUCAGCAGCAACCAACAGACCAAUACUAGAGGUGAGAAUGACAAAGAGACAGAUAACAACAUUGAAAUCAUCAAGACAUACAACAACCCACCGCAGGUGGGGUCUUUACACAUAGCUGAUGGAACAUCACCACCCUCUCCGCUGUUUGCCCCCUCGCCAGACACAGAAGACAAAGAUGUGCAUGCUUCUGGAUCCAAUGUCCACCUCCCUGUCUGUUUCUUUUCCCAGGUCUGUCCCUAAAUAGUGAUGCAGAAAAGUAGUCAUGGACCAGAAGUUAAGUGAUCUCACUAUGUUGCCAGAAAGUUCAGCGCACAAAAACUAUCUCCUCUAGCUUCCUGGAUCUGUAAUGACUAGUAGGGUAACAUGUGGACCUAGCAAUACAGGAGAGCUUGAGUUUUGUUUGAAUUGUGCAAAAUGCCAGAGUAAAACAGAAUAUGGCUAGUUGAAAGGGUACAUGAUGAUUUUCGUAUUUACACACAUAGUUUAAAGUUGAACAUGAUUGAUAUAUUUUCAUACUUUUAGUCAGGGAUUUGCUGUUU
Messenger RNA from Sander lucioperca (pikeperch), 2222 nucleotides. Its product is annotated as CLOCK-interacting pacemaker-like. The transcript is spliced from 4 exons. The record is from RefSeq and is a predicted model, not a curated record. Gene Ontology annotation, biological process: negative regulation of circadian rhythm; negative regulation of DNA-templated transcription. The coding region runs from base 322 to 1923 and encodes 533 amino acids. Gene Ontology annotation, cellular component: nucleus. NCBI's taxonomy places the organism in Eukaryota, Metazoa, Chordata, Actinopteri, Perciformes, Percidae.